AUGUCCCGUUUUCCUGAAGCUUUGAAGGACACUGUCUCCAGCGGCUCUUCUCCACCUCGUGGCCGUCAACCAGCUGUUUCUUCUCCUUUCCCAGCUGCUCCUGCUACUCCUACUCGUAGAAGAAACAGCGCCCCAACCUUUAGCCCAUCCUCCCAUGCAAAUAUCCUUCGCGUUUACCCCUUUGACGGUGCCCAGGCUAUUGUCGAGAUUCGAGCCUCUGGGGCCUUUAUAAAUGUUGACUUUUACAACAAUAUCAACGCUUUCGUUCUUCGCGUCGUUGUCCCCACGCGCCAAUUUGAGGAUGCUCCCCCUCUCACGCGAGGAGUUCUAUCAGACCAUCUCGAGCUUGGGAGAUUAACUUUGUUCGUCGCUGAGGACCAAGGACGCGAUGGUUCUGGAUACUUCUCAGUUCGUACUAGACCCGAAAUAGUUGCUUUGGAACGUCAAUUAGCUAGUGUUGAAGUUCCAGAGAUCAUGGUUGCUGGGGUCGCUACUCUCUCCGAUCCAAUCCUUUUGUCUGACACUGGGCUUGACCACGAAGUUGUUUCCUUCAACAGCUUGGAUGGAGUAGGUCAGGCGGCUGUUAGACGUUGGUGCGAAAGGUAUGGGUCUGGGAGACCUAAUCGACGUUCUGACAACAUUGAAAUUCCAGAUACCGCACCGGUUGCGAGGUCUAGGGAGACGACUAGGCUUUUGAGGGAGCUUGGGAUUCCUCGAAGAGGCUCUCGAGGGACUGCUAUCAUCCAAUGGAUUAUUACACGCGAGAUCCGACGAUUCCGCGGCUAUAUCGAGGAGCACUCAUUAUACGAACAAGCUACUAAUCUCCUCCAGCGCUUUCAACAACUCUUCAACGAAGCUGUACUUGAGACAACUACUCACAACAAUAUCCGCGCCAGUUCCAACCAAGAAUCCGUCGGCGGUCGUAUCUGGGUCCGUUUUGAUAUUAACGGGGUUGUCGAGCGUCCAACCCAUACAUAUACCCGUAACCGAGCCCGAAACGGCGCCGCCACCGUCGGAGCCUUCGAUCCACAGCAAGAUGUUCGCAAUCGACUUACCCGUAUCGACUGGCAAAUCGCACAGGAGCUUUUCUUCCGUGCUUUCCCCGCAUUGACUGUUACGACCGUCAAUCGUACUGACUCCGCGGGACGCAUGACUACGGUUACUACUAUCAAUAACGCACAAACGCCUGCUUCUCGAACCGCUGGUCGCCUCGCACAAUUCGGGCUUAGUACUCCACCAAGUCCAACUCCUGAUGCCACUUUGUCACCAACUCAGGUCUCAUUCUUCGCAGAUACUGAUUGUCGCAGUUCUCAAACUCCAUCCGAGUAUGCUGCUUACCGCGCCCAUCAUGCGAGCGCUCGUCGUCAAUGGCCAGAGGCUAUUCGUGCUUCUUGUCACGAUGAACGUGAGGCUUCACCUGGUCUUAGCCACUACGAAGAUCAAAACCGCCCUCGUGACGAAUGGCAUGUCAUUGGUGGGAAUAGCGGAGCCGCUAUUCUUUCUGGUCACCCUGGUGGAAUUGAUGGAAGCUAUCUACAAAGCCUUGGGUUUCCUAUAACAAGAGGAGGGGAAUUGAAGCGUAGACUUACAGCUGCGAGCUAUAGAAGCCCUUCGCAAAGAGAAAACGAAGCGAAGAGGAUAAGAAGAUUCCUAACGCCAGAGCCUUACAACAGAGCUAGAAGAGCUUUGGGAGAGAUCCGAUUGAUCGGGGCGGAAGAAGAGCAAGAGGAGGAAGUAUUGGAGUUUAGUGAGGAUGAAGAGGAUGAAGAAGAUGAAGAGGAGGAAGGUGAGAAUGAAAUGGAUUGGGAUCACUUGAACGAAGGAGAGGAUAUAUAG
This is a messenger RNA of Orbilia oligospora ATCC 24927, 1836 nucleotides long. RefSeq lists its product as uncharacterized. The record is from RefSeq and is a predicted model, not a curated record. Bases 1 to 1836 code for a protein of 611 amino acids. Lineage: Eukaryota; Fungi; Ascomycota; Orbiliomycetes; Orbiliales; Orbiliaceae. The transcript is spliced from 3 exons.